AUGAUAACGGUUGAUAAGAGAAAGACAUUUAGAGGAAAUGGUUUUUGAUCGAUAGUUGAUGAGACCCAUUUAAUAAUAAUAAUAAUGAACUCUGAACUGCAACAGUUGUGUCACUAUUGUAAGGUUGACUUUAAAGCAUAUGAAAAAGAUAUAGAAGCACAGUUGCAACUUUUAGAGUCGCUUUUGCAACUCACACUUGCAAAUAGCGCUAGUCGUACCGAACAAAUAUCUUCGUUGCUGAUUUUUGUCACUAGUAUUGCAAACAGCGUCGCCCAGUUUCAGGUUACUCAACAAAUACUGCAGGAUGUGGUGCAAAUUUUGCAAAGGCACGGAGAAGUAUUGGAUCCUGGAUUGAGGUUUCAGUUAGUGCGGACACUUGCCACGCUUUCAAAAAGUUCGGCUUAUGAUAUCUCCAACUUGUUGCCUUGUUACUUUCAGUUAUUUCAUUGUUCGGACAAACAACUUAGGAAGUAUCUCUUUCAAGUGACUAUAAAGGCUGUGGAAAGGGAAAUGAAAGGAGGUUCAAAACUUGGUUCCCAAUGCAAGUCUGUUCUGUAUCAAUAUCUACAAGACAGUCAUGAAAAGGUUGCCCAGAAAACGUUAUUGUUAUUAGUGAGACUUUAUGCAGAAGGUAUUCUUUCAGAUGCUUCAACUUGCAAUGUCAUGUCCUCUUGUUGUUUUCAUGAGAAUACCAAAAUGAAAGCGAUUGCUAUUCAUUUCUUUUUACAGGAACGUUUUGAAGAGGAUGAUGACUCUGACAGUUCUUAUUCUAGUUCUGAUGAAGAAGAGAAACACUUGAAUGAAGUGCACGCUGUAGUUUCUCAAAAGACAAGAGAGUUGUGGAACAAUUAUAAAUUGACUAGUAAGAAGAAUUUAAGAAAAAGAAGGCAGUUGGAACGGAAAAUUUCAAGAAUAUGUAAAAGCGAACGGCGAAGGAGGCGAAAGCAUCAAUUGGAUCCCAAAGUUGAACCUCCCGUCUCUCUUUUGUUUCAACCGGAAGAAUUUGCAGAAAAGCUUUUUGUAGAGUUGAAGAAAAAGAAUCAACGUUUUCAGUUGCGACUUGCCAUUAUCCAACUGAUAGCUCGAGUUGUCGGUUUUCAUCUAUUAGAUAUUCCUCCAUUUAUUCAUUAUCUACUGAAAUAUCUUCGUCCACAUCAAGAAGGAGUUACCAAAAUAUUAGUUAUUUUAUUACAAGCCAUUCAUGAAUAUACUCCAUUGGAAACUAUUGAAAUGGUGAUUCGAUACAUUGCAGAUCACUUUGUGAUACCUCAAAUGUCAGCCGAUACUUGUGCUGUAGGUUUGAAUUCCAUUCGUUUAUUAUGUGAGAAACAACCGAAUGCCAUCGAUACUGCACUUUUGGAGGACCUUAUUCAAUACAAAACUUCAAAGGAUAAGAGUGUUAUGAUGGCUGCAAGGUCUCUUCUUUCUGUCUAUCGAAAAUUAUGUCCUGGUUUGCUUGCCAAGUCGGAACGUGGAAAACUUGGAAAUAUUCGAGCAAUGAAAGAAAAGAGAGCUCUCGCUUCCGAGUCUUCAUCUUUGAUUGCUGUCUCUUCUGAGGAAGAUGAUGAAACAUGCUCUCAAAGUUGGGAUAGUUCUGAUAGUUGUUAUGAAGAAAGUGAUUCCUCUCUAGAAACAGACUCUUUUAUAGAAGAAACGAAUAGCCAGUAUUCUACUCAAGACAAUGCUUAUGAUAGCAAUCUGUUCACUCAGCGCAUUUUAAGUGAUAAUGACUUUGUGAGACUGAAACAGUUAGGAAUGGGAACCAUUGCUAUAGAUGAGAAUGCCUUAAAAGCGAUAUCUGUGGCUGACAUUGAAACUUUUCAGACCAAAAGGAGAAGAAGUAAGGAGGAGAGAAUAGCGGCUGUAAAACAAGGUCGUAAUGAUCGACAAAAAUAUGGAAAAGGUUCCAAACAAAAGUUCAAGACCGGUCCAACCACCAAUCGAGCCAAGCAGAAACGUCAAGUUACUGGAAUAAUUCAACAAAGAAGAAGAAAACAAUUUAUGCAAUCAUUAAAACAACGCACAAAAAGGAGAAAAUAACUCUCUUUUCUAUUUCGGAGA
Molecule: messenger RNA, 2061 nt
Organism: Galdieria sulphuraria
Lineage: Eukaryota; Rhodophyta; Bangiophyceae; Galdieriales; Galdieriaceae
Product: SDA1 family protein
Exons: 1
Coding region: 85-2040 (651 amino acids)
Biological process (GO): ribosomal large subunit export from nucleus; ribosomal large subunit biogenesis
Cellular component (GO): nucleolus
Source: RefSeq, a predicted model, not a curated record